This is a messenger RNA of Drosophila simulans, 4201 nucleotides long. RefSeq lists its product as uncharacterized. The transcript has 5 exons. Lineage: Eukaryota; Metazoa; Arthropoda; Insecta; Diptera; Drosophilidae. The record is from RefSeq and is a predicted model, not a curated record. The coding region runs from base 1100 to 2944 and encodes 614 amino acids.
GAGUUCCUUCAGUCCGUCCUCGGCUUUCGAGCGUUACAGUCGCGAGUUCGGAUCGAAAAGGACACUGGGCGAGUGCAGAGCGUUCAAAGUGGUACCAACAACAAAUGCCUCAGUAUUAUAGCCAAUGCUAGAAAGUGUUAGUGUUGUUUCGCUUGAUUCCAGCCAAGCCAGAAGCCACAAGCAGUGUUGUGUAAUCCAGUGAAGAUGAAUACUAUCUAUGGCCAUCACACGGAGUAUUAUUUCCUGAUUAAAUGCUGUGCUUUCAUGCGACACACUUGGCUAGUAUUGUUAGUUGACUUGGCCUAAUGGCCUUCAUGUCGCCAUCAAGUCGGAGUGACACGCCGACGGCGCUUACGCCCCUCCCACAGACAUUUAAUGCCAAUUAAAAUGUUUGCUCUUUGAUGUUUCAUUUGCAGAAUGAGUGAGGAAACCGAAUGCCAGCGAAAUCAAAAAUAAUCAAAUGAUAAAUACAAAUAUUAAACAGAUAUAAAAGCGAGAGCCCCAAAUGAACCAACGUAUUAAGAGUCCGAAGCCUUCAAGCUAAGCAAAAACGUAGUAAAUGAACAAACGAAAAAAACAAAUAUCAAAAGUCCAAAUCAAAACAAGACAAACAUCAAUGUAAAUUGGUAUGCAAAUAAACUAAACCAUAAUUGCCGAUGCAACAACAACAACAACAGAUCAAACAAUACAACAGCAACAAUAAAAACUACAAUAACAACAACAGCAACAACAAGAACAGAGUUACUGCAACAAGAACAGCAACAACAACCGCUGCUAGUAGAUAUAUAUAUAUAUAAAAAAAACCGUAAAACAUUUAUGUAAAACUUACAUACAUUUUUUGUCGAGGCACCCAAGCAAAGUAAUAUUUUGCAACGUAGACUCUUAGGCGUCGCACACAAAAAACAACCCAAGAACACAACAGCAACAUCUCAACAACAGCAACAUCUGCAACAUCAGCAACAUCUGCAACAUCAGCAACCAGAGCAACAUACAACAUCCAUCCGAAACCGCAAACAUUCAACAAUCCACCAUCGCCACCACCACGAACCACAUGAGCCUGAACAAGAUCAAGAAGCGGGACGCGAGCGACUUAUGACUGAUGCGCUCCAAGGGCAACGUCGGCGUCGGCGUUGGGGUCAACGUCGGCGUCGCCGUUGGCAGCGGCAGCCGGUACAAGGUGACGGCCCGCUGUGUGCCCGAAGUGAGCAUCACGUCGCCGACGACAGCAACCGGCUCCAUCCAGCCCAAGCACUUUGCCCUGCUCCGCAGUCGCUCGCAACCUUCGCCGCCGACGUCUAACAUCCUUUUCUCCACGCCAGGCGGGGCCACUCUGGUCGAAGAGGAGGAUUUCAGCUUGGCCAGCGGCAGUGGUACAGCGGUUAAGAACGUGCUUCAGCGCCAGCUGGCCACCACAGUUCAGCAGGAGGAUCCGGAUCUGGAGCAUUCCGCGCAGGAGCAGCACACCAAGUUGUCCGAGCCGGCGGAAGCGCCCAAUGAGCUAACGCCGUUGGUGGAGGAGCCCGCUUCUGUAGCGCCAACCACAUCGAGCCAGCGUUAUAGCCACAACUCCAAGACCACUCGCUCGUGGCCAGUCAUCUACCGGAAUCCACAUCACUGCGACUACGAGGCCUUGUACGUGCAACAGCAGCAGCAGCAACAGCAGAGCUUCAAGCAGAACUGCUACUCGAAUCAGUUUAAGCAGUCCAUCGUCUACUCCAGCAGCAAUGAGGAGUUGCCCGGCGGCGAGCCGGUAGCCUCGAGUUCCGCCGAUAACCGCCAGACGACGUGCUACUACUUUGCACCCAGCCGGCACAACAGCAUUUAUGAGCACCCCUCCUCGGUAGUUGGAGGAUCCCUGCAGUUCGAUAAUCCAACGACCACAGCAGCAGCGGCGGCGGCAGUCGAGAGCCUAAGGCGGAGCAACAGCAUCUUGUUGCGCCAGAACAGCUGCGCCAAGGUCAUUCAGCGUCGGGGCAGCGGUAGUGGUUCACCCAACUCACUGGGCUCCCAGAUGGAGGGUCUGGGAAUGGGCAUGGGCGGCAGGGGAGGCGGCAGCGCCUGUUGCUCCAGCUGCUGCAUGGGCCCGCCGCCGGUGCUCUUCCUGUUCGUCACUCUCCUGAUGACCACAAGCGCCACAGCCAUGCUGUGCGCCGCCAUCAUGACUGAUCACUGGGAGCACGUCACAUGGGAUCGCAACAGCCUUGAUCGCUACUCCAAUCGAUCGGGACUGCAUCUGGAGUGGCUUCUCGACGACCAGGUGGCUAUGCUCAAGCCGGACAAGAGGGCCGAUCAUCGCUUUCGGCGCGACUCCGUUUUCCUGGUGCCCAUGCACGGCGGCAUCUGGACACUGUGCAUUGAUCUGCCCAUUCAGCAGCUGCAGGAACUGCGACGCAAUCCCAAGUUCCCACGCGGUGCUCCGCCGUGUGUCAACUACCUGGCCGGCUCAAUGGAAAACGCACGCGGCGAGGAGCAGCGCAACGACUGGCAGCACAGUGAGUCACAGGUCACUCUGCAGCCGCAUCUGAGAAUGCAAAACCUCUCCAUAUCCUGCUCAUUGGUCUGCCUCAUCAUUCUGGGUAGUGCCGCCCUUGUGGGCGCCUUUGGCGUCUGCCAGCGCCAAAUCAGCGCCAUUUUAAUCACAGGAGUGAUGUAUUUACUGGCGGCGCUGUUUGCCCUCUUCACGCUCAUGAUCAUUCACUUCAAGCGGCAGCAGGGACGUCCCAUGCUGGACAGCGACUACGAUGGCACGGUGGACGGAAUAGUGGCGCGACCAGGAGGCGUGGCCAUAAUGGCCAAGCCGCUGCUGGGAGCGCGCAUCUUCCUCACCUCGUGGAGCCUCGACUUGGGAUGGGGCGGUGUGGUGCUCUGCGCCAUCACCUCGGUACUGUGGAUCCUGCUCUCCAAGAUCAUGCGGUACAACCCCUUCUCGGCGCUCAUGAUUUAGCUAAACGCCUUGCCGCUCGGCGUCUACGGAGCCAGCUACGGGAGUCUGGGCAGCUGUGAGAGCUACGGCAGCUACGGGAGCACCCACACCCACAGCGGCACCAGUAGUGGCGGCAGCUCCAGUUUCCUCCUGGCGGCGGUCUCGUCGACGCGGCAAGCAGAGCAUCGGGGCAAAGGAAAAUACAUCCUGUAGGCGAUGCCCCGCCUUGAUCACACUCUCUAAUAAACCGGAUGAAUAUUGACCCUUACCCAACUUAUUUGGGAUAGAGGCUUCCGAGGGUUUUACAAAUACAGUACUUGUACAACUUUUGGCUAAAUUCGCCUUAUUAAGGUUCAUUUUUGCUAUAUUAAGUUGAACUUUUUGGAAGUGCACCUACUCAUCCCUAUGUAAACCCCAUAUUAGUUAGCUAUGUAUGUUGGAAAUGUACCAAACUAAAAACUCAAUUGCCUUGUUCUUUAUAUAUACACACACAACUUAUACAACUUAAUCUUAUACUUAUUCUUAUUAUACGGUGUACUUAACUUAACCCAAUUGUAAAUUCAAUUUACACUCCCUAUUUACAAGUAAACCUUUUUGUAUACAUUCGAUUUGGCUCUAAUUCUACACGCCUCUAAACACCCCACUAAUUAAUCCUUGCUAAAAUGUGAGACAUUUAUUUACACGAGACGAGCGAAAUGGGCAUGGGAAUAGGAAUUCCAGGUGAGGCUUUGGCUUUAAAGUGCUUUCUAGUAACAGUUCGCCUGCAUAGCUUUAACCCAACCCAAAAAUAGUUAAUUGAGUGCGGCAGUUGCUUAAAUUAGAAAAACUGACUGGGGAGGGAUGAGAUACGACUAACACAAAAUCAGGUAGAAUUUAGAAAAGUGCUUGCGAUAUUCAAAACAGUUUGCUUGGCCCGUAUGAAAUCAAGAGACGCCUCAACCAAAGCUUAGCUAUCCCGAUCCAUUGCCCUCCAUCCAGUUGGUUUAGUAGAAUUCUAGGGCUUGUCAUGGAAGCAUAAUGAAUUGUAGAACUUGGCGAGUACUUAUUGAGCUCCAGAGGAACAGUUGUACGCGAAGCAUAAAGUAAUGAGAUCAUUUAGUGCUUUAGGACAAAUGGUUUACAAAACGAAUUGUACUUGUAUAGAAGCCACCACAAACCAAACAAAAUGCUAAAAGUAUAAUAAUGUAUUUUUAUGCAUAAACGCUUUGCCUUAAAACAACAAAACAAACAAGAACAACAUAUUUAAAUACAGAAAGAUAAUUUCUUUUAAAAAGUUUA